Haliaeetus leucocephalus (bald eagle) is the source of this 886-nucleotide messenger RNA. It is a transcript of the gene ZFAND1, whose product is annotated as zinc finger, AN1-type domain 1. Gene Ontology annotation, cellular component: cytoplasmic stress granule; cytoplasm. The transcript has 8 exons. Bases 1 to 810 code for a protein of 269 amino acids. The record is from RefSeq and is a predicted model, not a curated record. Gene Ontology annotation, biological process: cytoplasmic stress granule disassembly. NCBI's taxonomy places the organism in Eukaryota, Metazoa, Chordata, Aves, Accipitriformes, Accipitridae. Gene Ontology annotation, molecular function: zinc ion binding.
AUGGCGGAGCUGGAGCUGGGGCAGCACUGCGGGGUGGCGGACUGCCGCCAGCUCGAUUUUCUCCCCUUUGUAUGUGAUGGCUGUUCAGGUGUCUUUUGCCUUCAGCACAGGAGCCGGGAUGCUCAUGGAUGUUCUGAGGUGAAUAUAAAAAACAAUUCUGUGAAACCAGAUCAGCACAGAUCUUACCCAUGCUCAUACAAGGACUGCAACAGAAAGGAGCUUUUGCCAGUUUUAUGUCCUUACUGCGAAAAACAUUUCUGUCUAAGACACCGGCAUCAAUCAGACCAUGAAUGUGAGAAACUGGACACACCAAAACCUCGAAUGGCUGCCACCCAGCAGCUAGUUAAACAUAUUACAGAUUCUAAAAAAAAUGAGGAAGCAAAAAGCAAAAAACGCAAAGGAGCAAAAAACAGUGAGACAGCAGCAAAAGUGGCAUUAAUGAAACUGAAAAUGCAUGCUUGUGGGGACAAGUCCUUGCCUCAGACAGAAAGAAUUUACUUUCAAGUAUUUUUACCGAAGGGGAACAAAGAGAAAAGCAGGCCCAUGUUCUUUUGCAGUAAGUGGAGUAUUGGCAAAGUAGUAGAUUUUGCAGCUUCCUUAGCAAGCCUUAAAAAUGACAACAACAAAUCAACAUCCCAGAAAUUGAGAUUAUGCCAUACUGCCUCUGGAGAAGCUUUGCCAUUCGAGCACACAUUGGAAACAUGGCUAUCUGAUAAAGACUAUCCAUUGUACAAUGGUGGAAAUAUAAUUUUGGAGUAUCUUGAUAAUGAUGUUCUAUUUAUAGAAGACACAGAGUCAUACUUUAGUUAAUCACUAAAUUAUCACAAACAAAUAAAAUCAAAGAAUUUUUUAGAAGUGCGGUAUUCAAACCAAGUCCAGUUUUCUC